CUCGCGGGUUAGCAGCGGGCCGCUUGAGGUCAGAGGAGGCGGGCAGAGCAUCCAAGCCAAGCGCCUGCGCGUGCUGAAGGCACCCGGGAGCGGCGACCGAGCAAGCGGCCUGGGCAGCUCCAGCCGGUGACACCACUUGAACCACGCGCCACUACAGCCUGCCCGGCAUGGAGGGCGAAUGCCGGGUGCUCUCCAUCCAGAGCCAUGUCGUCCGCGGCUACGUGGGCAACAGGGCGGCCAUGUUCCCGCUGCAGGUUUUGGGGUUUGAGAUUGAUGCCGUGAACUCUGUGCAGUUUUCGAACCACACAGGCUAUGCCCAUUGGAAGGGCCAAGUGCUGAACUCCCAGGAGCUCCAUGAACUGUAUGAAGGCCUCAAGAUGAACAAUGUGAAUAAAUAUGACUACGUGCUCACUGGUUACACGAGGGACAUGUCCUUCCUGUCGAUGGUGGUGGACAUCGUGCGGGGACUAAAGCAGCAGAAUUCCCGGCUCGUGUACGUGUGUGAUCCUGUGAUGGGUGACAAGUGGAACGGCGAAGGCUCCAUGUAUGUCCCCAAGGACCUCCUUCCGGUGUACAGGGAGAAAGUGGUGCCUGUGGCAGACAUCAUCACGCCCAACCAGUUUGAGGCUGAGUUGUUGAGUGGCAGAAAAAUCCACAGCCAGGAAGAAGCACUUGAGGUGAUGGACAUGCUGCACUGCAUGGGUCCUGACACAGUGGUCAUCACCAGCUCUGACCUGCCCUCCCCAAAGGGCAGUGACUACCUGAUCGCGCUGGGCAGCCAGAGGAUGCGGAAGCCUGAUGGCUCCACGGUGACCCAGCGCAUCCGGAUGGAGAUGCGCAAGGUGGAUGCCGUCUUUGUGGGCACUGGGGACCUCUUCGCUGCCAUGCUUCUUGCGUGGACACACAAGCACCCGGACAAUCUCAAGGUGGCCUGUGAGAAAACUGUGUCUGCCAUGCAACACGUGCUGCAGAGGACCAUCCGGUGUGCAAAAGCCGAAGCAGGAGAGGGACAGAAGCCCAGCCCGGCUCAGCUGGAGCUGAGGAUGGUCCAGAGCAAAAAGGACAUCGAGGACCCAGAGAUCGUCGUGCAGGCCACGGUGCUGUGAGGGCCGUGCACACUCGCCCUGACGCACAGCGUGCUGAGGGUCUCCGUUCCCAUCCCUGUGAAAAGCUGUAACGUCUGCCUUAGAGCCAUGACUGAGACUUGACCUUUUGUUCCUCCCUGAGAUUCGGGUCUCAGCCAGUCUCAAUAGUGAAAAUGUGCCAUCGUGCUAUUUUUUUAAAAAAUGACAAAACCGUCGCAGAAAUAUGUGAUUCGGAAACAUGGCCCCUUCCCCAAAGGCUCUGGGCCUCUGACUUCCUGUUGUUGACUCAUAGCUCUGUGGAAGGUAGGUGGAGGAGGCGAGU
Molecule: messenger RNA, 1407 nt
Organism: Acomys russatus (golden spiny mouse)
Lineage: Eukaryota; Metazoa; Chordata; Mammalia; Rodentia; Muridae
Gene: Pdxk
Product: pyridoxal kinase
Exons: 11
Coding region: 168-1106 (312 amino acids)
Biological process (GO): pyridoxal 5'-phosphate salvage
Cellular component (GO): cytosol
Molecular function (GO): pyridoxal kinase activity
Source: RefSeq, a predicted model, not a curated record